This is a messenger RNA of Zalophus californianus (California sea lion), 1389 nucleotides long. It is a transcript of the gene IL23A, whose product is annotated as interleukin 23 subunit alpha. Gene Ontology annotation, biological process: positive regulation of T cell proliferation; immune response; positive regulation of T-helper 17 cell lineage commitment. The transcript has 4 exons. The coding region runs from base 516 to 1148 and encodes 210 amino acids. The record is from RefSeq and is a predicted model, not a curated record. Gene Ontology annotation, cellular component: interleukin-23 complex; extracellular region. NCBI's taxonomy places the organism in Eukaryota, Metazoa, Chordata, Mammalia, Carnivora, Otariidae. Gene Ontology annotation, molecular function: cytokine activity.
UAGAUGCUGGGGGGAAAGAUCUAGCUUUGAGAAGCAAAAAGAUGAGGGAAAGGUUAAACAGGAAGCAACUUGAGACUAGAUUCAUUUAAAUAUUCAUUCCUCCUACCCCCCACCCCCUCCACAGCCAUUGCGAUUCAUGAAGAGCAUUACACAUAUGCCCCAUCCCAGGCCUCCAGCCACAGCAACCACACAUCUCAUUUCCCUUGGAGCUGAGGCUGCCUACCUGGGCUCCCCACGGAGGGGGAUGAUGCAGGGAGGGGAAUCCCACCUGCUGUGAGUCACCUGCUGGUAUAAAGGGCGGGCCUUACAAUGCAGGGACCUUAAAAAGAGACUCAGAGACAAGGGGAGAAAAAUAGCAGGAAGCAGCUCAGAAACUCAGUGAACAACAGAAGGAACCAAAUCAGAGACACACAGAACGGAGAGCAUCAGGCUCAGAAGAAAGGGAAGUGGGUAGAGAUUCCACAAGGACCGGUGCGAGGCACAGAGCCAGCCAGAUUUGCGAAGCAGGCAACGAGAUGCUGGGGAGCAGGGCUGUGAUGCUUCUGCUUCUGCUGCUGCAGCUGCCCCGGCUGGCUCAGGCCCGGGCUGUGCCUGAGGACCGUCGCCCUGCCUGGGCUCGGGGCCAACAGCUCUCACAGAAGCUCUGCACGCUGGCCUGGAGUGCACAUCCUCCGAUGGGACAUGUGGACCUCCCAAGAGAAGAGGGAGAUGGCGAGACCACAAAUGAGGUCCCCCGCAUCCAGUGUGGGGAUGGCUGUGAUCCCCAAGGACUCAGAGACAACAGUCAGUUCUGCUUACAAAGGAUCCACCGGGGCCUGGUUUUUUAUGAGAAGCUGCUGGGCUCAGACAUUUUCACAGGGGAGCCUUCGCUACUCCCCGAUGGCCCUGCGGGCCAGCUUCACGCCUCCCUCCUGGGCCUUAGGCAACUCUUGCAGCCUGAGGGGCCCCACUGGGAGACUGAGCAAACUCCAAGCCCCAGUCCCAGCCAGCCAUGGCAGCGUCUCCUUCUCCGCUUCAAGAUCCUUCGCAGCCUUCAGGCCUUUCUGGCUGUAGCUGCCCGGGUCUUUGCCCACGGAGCAGCAACCCUGAGCCCCUCAGGCCAACGGCCUACGGAUGGCACCCAGAUCUCCUUGGCUCAACAGGGCUAAAAUGAACCAGCCCAAGCGCCUGUGAGCCAACACGUUAAUUAGUCCAUUAAUUCUAAUGAGACUUGCGUAUGUUGAAAAUUCCCAAUACUGACUAACUUAUGCUGCUGACCUAGGACAAAGUUGGGUAUUUAUUAAAUAGGAAGGGAAAACUUGAGAUUAUUUAUCCUCAGGGCAGCAGCUUGGGGAGGAUUAUUUAUUAUAUUUAUUCUGAAUUAUGUACUUUUUUCAAUAAAGACUUAUU